AUGGAUCUCCGGGCAGGUUACCAUCAGAUUCGUGUUCAGGAAUCUGACAUCCCCAAAACGGCCUUCCGCACCUAUGAAGGACAUUAUGAGUUUGAUGUCACCUCCACAGACUAUCUCGGCCAUGUGAUUUCUAAAGAGGGAGUGGUUGUCGAUCCUUCCAAGAUUGAGGCCAUUCAAGCAUCGCCAACACCAAUGACUGUGGAAGGAGUACACGGGUUCCUCGACUUAGCAGGAUAG
Ziziphus jujuba (common jujube) is the source of this 237-nucleotide messenger RNA. RefSeq lists its product as uncharacterized. The coding region runs from base 1 to 237 and encodes 78 amino acids. The transcript is spliced from 2 exons. The record is from RefSeq and is a predicted model, not a curated record. NCBI's taxonomy places the organism in Eukaryota, Viridiplantae, Streptophyta, Magnoliopsida, Rosales, Rhamnaceae.